AUGCGUCUCAACUACGUGCCUAAUCCACCGACAGACUUGUCACCCGAGGACCAAGGAGUCCUUGAAAGGGUCAAGGCUCGUCGGGGAGCUAUGGGCUUGAUCCCUCUCGAUCUAACUCUGCUUCAUGCCCCCAAAAUUGCAGAUGGUUGGAACGCCCUCCUCGGGGCCGUACGCACCAAGAAUUCAUUACCCGAUGAUAUACGCGAAAUCGCUAUCUGCCGGCCUGCAUUGUUCAACGAGGCUUGGUUCGAAUGGAACGCUCAUGCGCCAAUUCUGCUUAAGUCAGCAGGUUUUACAGAAGAGAAGUUGGCUGUCGUCCAGCAACUGCACCCGGCUUCCAAGGGUGCACUGGAUGACCGGCAGUGGGCGGUGCUGCGAUUCGCGGAUGCCAUGACGAGAGACAUCAAAGUUCCCCAGUCCUUGUUCGACGAGGUGAAAGCAUCAGGUCUCUCUGAGCAGCAAAUGGUCGAAUUGACCGCCACUGUUGCGAGUUACAAUCUGGUUAGCCGAUUCUUGGUGGCUUUGGAUGUGGGCGAGCAGAACGACAAAGUUCCCGAGUGGGCCAAAAAGUGA
Messenger RNA from Exophiala aquamarina CBS 119918, 573 nucleotides. RefSeq lists its product as uncharacterized. The coding region runs from base 1 to 573 and encodes 190 amino acids. The transcript has 2 exons. Lineage: Eukaryota; Fungi; Ascomycota; Eurotiomycetes; Chaetothyriales; Herpotrichiellaceae. The record is from RefSeq and is a predicted model, not a curated record.